AUGGCUGAGGAUAGUGGCAAAUCAAGUAGACUUGAUCACCUAAGUACUAUUCAGAGGCUGUGCAAUAGAGCAGGGGUACUCUUUGAGGAUGUAAAUACAGAUCGGGUAAAGAAAAGCAGAGGAAUCACCAAGCAAAGAAUGGAAGGUGUCAUUGACACCCAGGAGGAGAGAAAAACUCAAGGAAGAAGAAGGAGACCACAAAUGGAGGAGGGACAAGCUUCUGGUGCAAUGGACUUGAGCCAAAUGCAAAGAGCCAUUGAAGAAAUGUCUCAGCAAUACAUGAAAGCACAAGAGCAACAGCAAGAGCAAUACUUGAGGCAACAGGAGCAGUACUUGAAAGCCCAGGAGCAACAGGAGAAUUGUCAGUUGAAGAUGAUGGAACAACAAGAAAACUUUCAAAUGAAGAUGAUGGAUCAGCAAAGGGACUUCCAAGCAAGAUCCCUAGAGAGGCAAAUGGAACAAGCAGUUCAAUUUCAAGAAUCAUUUAACAACCUGUUCCAACAACAAGCUAAGCAGGAAAAGUACAUGCAAGAUUUUCAUCAAUGGAAGAACAUAUAUCACACGGCUGGGGAAGCUAGGCAGGUAGACCAAAUGGAAUAUGACAUAGACACUCAAUCAAAGCUAAACUACUUAGUCGGUGGUAUGCCAGUGGUCAACCAAGAGAUCAAGCCAUAUCAAGAGUGGCCUGAGCUAGAAGCAGUACAAAAAGAAAGGGCUAGAAGAAAUUCAGAGAGAAUGGAGAAAGCAUUACAAGAUGCUGGACUAUGGGGAAAAGUGAAUCCAUCUCAAUUCUACCUAGAACCAUUUGAAGAACAAAUGGAACAAAGAAAGAAGAAGAAGCAGGAUCCAAAGAAGAAAGGAGAAUCAAGUAAAGGGAAUGAGCACAAAAAUUAG
Arachis stenosperma is the source of this 894-nucleotide messenger RNA. RefSeq lists its product as uncharacterized. The transcript has a single exon. The coding region runs from base 1 to 894 and encodes 297 amino acids. The record is from RefSeq and is a predicted model, not a curated record. NCBI's taxonomy places the organism in Eukaryota, Viridiplantae, Streptophyta, Magnoliopsida, Fabales, Fabaceae.